This is a messenger RNA of Phlebotomus argentipes, 1150 nucleotides long. RefSeq names its product partner of Y14 and mago (gene Pym). NCBI's taxonomy places the organism in Eukaryota, Metazoa, Arthropoda, Insecta, Diptera, Psychodidae. Gene Ontology annotation, cellular component: exon-exon junction complex; cytoplasm. The coding region runs from base 151 to 726 and encodes 191 amino acids. The transcript has 2 exons. The record is from RefSeq and is a predicted model, not a curated record. Gene Ontology annotation, molecular function: RNA binding. Gene Ontology annotation, biological process: exon-exon junction complex disassembly.
CUGGUGUCGCUGGCUGUCAAAACAGUGGAAUUCAAGGGGCACUUUUUUGUGAGAAUGAGGGAAACUUUGGGUGCUGCAAACCUGCAUAAACAUCCAUAGGCGCUGCACAAAUUCACCUCCGACGUAGUCCAAUAGACCUAAUAUUCUAGAAUGACGACAUAUUCCGAGGAUAGCGAAGGGAAAUUUAUUCCGGCCUCCCAGCGACCCGACGGCACGUGGCGGAAGGCGCGCCGGGUGAAGGACGGCUACGUGCCGCAGGAGGAAGUGCCUCUGUACGAGAGCAAAGGGAAGAUAUUCGCCAAGAAGCCCCUCUUGCCCGUGGGCAUGUGUCCCGUGGUGGCGCAGAAGGCGCGCGAGCAGCGCGAGCGUGAGCAGAAGAAGCAGCAGCAGCAGAGCAUCCCCGGCCUCCUGGUGCUGAACAAGUCCACGGGCGCCAAGGCGAAACCGCACAGCGCACCCAAGAAGCCCCCCGAGAAGAAGACCAGCCCGCCAGUCACCAGCACCGCCCUGGAGGACGCCACGCGGCAGCUGGGCGACGUGCAGCUCGAGGAUCCGGCCAAGAAGCUGAAGAAGCUGCGGCGGAAAGUGCGCGAAAUCGAGGUGAUCGAGGCGAAGCUGAAGUCCGGCGAGCUGAAGAACCCGGAGAAGGAUCAGCUGGACAAGGUGGCGCGCAAGGCGGACAUCGUGCGGGAGAUCGCCAAGCUGGAGGCGAGCUGCGCCCAAUAGUGCGCCGCACACGCGCGCGUCCGGGAGAGCAAGCAAGGGCUGUGGACCAUCGUUGUUCCCCUCUUCUGGCGGUUCAUUUUCCCUCCCCAAGUGUUUGUUUUCGACGACCCACCCCGCGAUUUGGUACAAAGCCUCUCUCUGUCCUCGCCCAUCUCACCGUCUGCAUUUCAUCGUGUAUAGAAAGAAUUCAGUCUAGCCAUUUGUACGUUCGUCUUAAGUUCCCCGCGAGUAAGUUAAGGUCCUGAGAUGGUUCAACUGUUGAGCACCCCCGCAAAACACACACACAACACACACAGCAUCAGUCUAGAGACUCGCGAGCGAGUCGAAUGUGAUUUUUCCGACUUAUAGCAUUGAUUCUCCACCCCCAGAAAAGUACGAGAAACUUCUAGUGGAUAGAAUUAUAAUAAAGAUCUUUAAGAGAUAA